AUGCGAGAACUGGCCAUCGAGAUCGGGGUCCGAGCCCUGCUUUUCGGGGUCUUCGUUUUUACGGAGUUUUUGGAUCCAUUCCAGAGAGUCAUCCAGCCGGAGGAGAUCUGGCUCUAUAAAAAUCCUUUGGUGCAGUCAGACAACAUACCUACCCGCCUCAUGUUUUUGCCUUUUCAGGACUUGGCUUCACGACGUUUUACUUGGCUGGCAAGCUGCACUGCUUCACCGAGAGUGGGCGGGGGAAGAGCUGGCGGCUCUGUGCUGCCAUCCUGCCCCUGUACUGCGCCAUGAUGAUCGCCCUGUCCCGCAUGUGCGACUACAAGCAUCACUGGCAAGAUUCUUUUGUUGGUGGAGUCAUUGGCCUCAUUUUUGCCUACAUUUGCUAC
This is a messenger RNA of Mesoplodon densirostris (Blainville's beaked whale), 386 nucleotides long. It is a transcript of the gene PLPP4, whose product is annotated as phospholipid phosphatase 4. The coding region runs from base 1 to 291 and encodes 96 amino acids. The record is from RefSeq and is a predicted model, not a curated record. NCBI's taxonomy places the organism in Eukaryota, Metazoa, Chordata, Mammalia, Artiodactyla, Ziphiidae. The transcript has 4 exons.